Messenger RNA from Cotesia glomerata, 2108 nucleotides. RefSeq names its product F-box-like/WD repeat-containing protein TBL1XR1 (gene ebi). The coding region runs from base 268 to 1803 and encodes 511 amino acids. Gene Ontology annotation, molecular function: protein binding; transcription corepressor activity. Gene Ontology annotation, cellular component: histone deacetylase complex. NCBI's taxonomy places the organism in Eukaryota, Metazoa, Arthropoda, Insecta, Hymenoptera, Braconidae. The transcript is spliced from 6 exons. Gene Ontology annotation, biological process: regulation of transcription by RNA polymerase II. The record is from RefSeq and is a predicted model, not a curated record.
AUAAAAUAAAGGAUCUCGGAAUUAACAGAAAAUCAUCUCGGAGGGUGUUUAAUAGUUUAAUAGUGUGUGUAUAUAUAUAUAUAUAUAUAUGUGCCUGUUUGUCUUGCUGACUCUGCUGCUUAUAACUAAAGAGCGGCAAGUUUUGGCUUUAUAUGAGAACAUUGGCUGUAAACUCUAACAUUUUAUACAUUUGGCGGCGUCUAUCAUAUAUUAUAAUAAUAAUAUAAUUGUUUUGUUAAUAAUAAGUAUGUUAUUAUAAUUGUAUAAAUGUUAAGAAAAAUGAGCUUCUCCAGUGAUGAAGUUAAUUUUUUGGUUUACCGAUAUCUACAAGAGUCUGGUUUUCAACAUUCGGCAUACACAUUUGGAAUAGAAUCUCAUAUAUCACAGAGCAAUAUAAAUGGAGCACUUGUUCCACCUGCCGCUUUACUAUCAAUCCUUCAAAAAGGAUUACAAUACACUGAGGCUGAAAUAUCUAUCGGAGAAGAUGGUACUGAACAGAGAAUGAUUGAAUCUCUGUCUCUUAUUGAUGCAGUAAUGCCUGACGUCGUAGUAUCCAGACAAAAUCAACAAAAUCAACAAAAACAGCAAAUUAAAACAGAUACACAAGAUACUAAUGGAGAAGAGGUUGUUACUUCAAAUGAACGAAGUGGAGAAAAAACUGAAAUGGAAUCAGAAGAACAACAGACCGGUGUUGUUGGAGUUGGUAGUAAUGCAAGUGCUAUUGAAAUACCAGCUAAUAAAGCGACAAAAUUACGUGGUCAUGAGUCUGAAGUAUUUAUCUGUGCGUGGAAUCCGACAACAGACUUAUUGGCUUCUGGUUCUGGUGAUAGUACAGCUAGAAUUUGGGAUAUGUCUGAUAAUUCAUCAACUCCUCAACAACUUGUAUUACGGCACUGCAUCCAAAGAGGUGGUGCUGAAGUACCCAGUAAUAAGGAUGUUACAUCUUUAGAUUGGAAUUGUGAUGGUACACUUUUGGCAACUGGUAGUUACGACGGUUAUGCUAGAAUUUGGACUACUGAUGGAAGAUUAUCAUCGACUCUUGGCCAACACAAGGGUCCUAUAUUUGCAUUAAAAUGGAAUAAACGUGGAAAUUAUAUAUUGAGCGCGGGAGUAGAUAAAACAACAAUUAUUUGGGAUGCUGCUAGUGGACAGUGUACACAGCAAUUUAGUUUUCACUUGGCUCCAGCUUUGGAUGUUGAUUGGCAGACAAAUACAUCAUUUGCCAGUUGUUCUACUGAUCAGUGCAUUCACGUUUGUAAAUUAAAUGUUGAUAAACCUAUUAAAAGUUUUCAAGGUCAUACGAAUGAAGUAAAUGCUAUAAAAUGGGAUCCUCAAGGUAAUUUACUGGCAAGUUGUUCAGAUGAUAUGAGUCUUAAAAUUUGGUCAAUGAAGCAAGACACCUGGGUUCACGAUCUUAGGGCUCAUCAUAAAGAAAUUUACACAAUAAAAUGGUCACCUACAGGACCAGGAACUCACAAUCCAAAUAUGAAUCUUACUUUAGCCAGUGCUUCGUUCGAUUCAACUGUAAGAUUGUGGGAUAUUGAAAGAGGUGUAUGUUUUCAUACUCUAACCAAGCAUACAGAACCCGUGUACAGUGUAGCAUUUAGUCCUGAUGGUAAAUUUCUUGCAAGUGGUAGCUUUGACAAAUGUGUUCACGUGUGGUCUACCCAGACUGGUCAAUUGGUGCACAGCUAUAAAGGUACAGGUGGUAUUUUUGAAGUGUGUUGGAAUAGCCGAGGUGAUAAAGUUGGCGCUUCAGCUUCUGAUGGAAGCGUUUUUGUCCUUGAUUUACGUAAACAAUGAUUUAAUAUAAAUAACAAUAAUUAUUUUUAUUCAUUAUCAUUUAUUAACAAGUUUCAUUUAUAUUCCAUUCAAGUGAGAUGACGAUUAUCAAAAAAAUUAUUAUUAUUAUUAUUUUUUUUUUUUUUUAUUCAAGUAAUUAUAGAUGCAUGUUAUUAAAAAGCUUUACUAUUGUAUUUUACGAGUUUUAAUAUAAAUGAUUUUUGAAAUCUUGAUGUAUACAUACGGCUUACUACUAUAUCUAUCAAUUAUUUGUAUAUUCUAAAUUAUUACUGAAAACAUAGCCGUAUGAUUAAUAAAUUUAAGUG